AUGGGAUAGAAUUAACUGCUGUAAUUAAAAAGGUGUCCUUUUUUCUCUAAGCAGCCAAUUUCUUUCUUCCCUCUUCAAAAAAAGAAGGAUUGGUUUCUUUCUUUUAUUAAAUCCUCUACUUUGCUUACUCCAGUAAAUCAACUUUUGGUUGUAAUGUUUAAACUUAUUCUUUUUUUGGUUAAUCAAUAAAGAGAUUAUCCAACCUUGGAAAACAAGUUCUAGUUUCAAAUGAUCAAAUAACCUCUUCUAAUUCACUAAUUUUACUUUUUCUGCUUAAAACAGGUUGAGAUUAGGUAGGAAACGAUCUUUACAUAUAUUAUAUUUAAUUUAUUAAUCUGUAAUCAAAUUCAAUGA
Messenger RNA from Paramecium tetraurelia, 354 nucleotides. RefSeq lists its product as uncharacterized. Lineage: Eukaryota; Ciliophora; Oligohymenophorea; Peniculida; Parameciidae. The record is from RefSeq and is a predicted model, not a curated record. The transcript has a single exon.